Trichoplusia ni (cabbage looper) is the source of this 2847-nucleotide messenger RNA. RefSeq lists its product as uncharacterized. The transcript has 7 exons. The record is from RefSeq and is a predicted model, not a curated record. Lineage: Eukaryota; Metazoa; Arthropoda; Insecta; Lepidoptera; Noctuidae. The coding region runs from base 202 to 2325 and encodes 707 amino acids.
AAAAGAAAAAAAUAUAUCAUGUAUCUAUCAAAAAAGAGGAAAAUUUUGUUAUUGUAGAUUUAACCACCAAUGUCUUUCAAAUUGUCGUCGUUUUUAUUAACAGUUUUACCGUUAAUUUUUCUCUUAAAAUUUAGUGACUAUUAUAUUAGUUCGUUUCUUAUUCUAAAGAUAAUUAAUUGUAUGUGUGAAAUGUCACAUUGAAUGAGCUUCGAAGUGGAUCGGUACUCGUCUGCGUGGGCACAUAUCGCCCUUUGUGCGGAUCUCACAUGGGCUACGGAACCUCCCGAUGAAUUCAUAAUAGCUAAUCAGCGUCUCUGGGCACAGCACUGUCGUGUGUCGCAAGUACUACAAGACACAUCAUUGGAAUCACAAAGUUUGCAAACAAAUAAUCAAUGCGAAUUAACAGAUAAUAAACGUGCAAUAUCAAGCCAAAGCCAAGAAAAUGGAAGCAGUAGUGGCAGAAGAAGUGUGAAAGACGUGAUACCAGAGUCAAGAUUGGCACAAUUCUAUGGAAAUUUUUAUUACGACGAAGUCAGAGAGAAAUGUUAUACAAGUACGAAUGAAAAGACGAACUUGCGAGGGUAUAACGGACAGGGCUGCGAGAAUUCUGACCUCACGGAAUGCUGGAUGCUGCCUGAGGUGGAGUACUGGUUUCGCAAGUUGGUAGACGAGUCGUCCGAGCGCAACAUGUUUCCGCGCCGCCGUCGCCAGUACAGGAUGCUGCCCGACGAAGAUUUCGAGCGCUGGGGCCCGAGUGGGGCGCGGGCCGCGGGCGAGGAGGCGGCGCUGGCCGCGCGCGUGCUGAGCGUGCGGGCGCUGUGGGCCCCCGCGCCCCCGCGCGCGCCCCCACACGCGCCGCGCGCGCCCAGCCCGCCCGCCGUGUCGCGCAAGAUGCGCGCUCGCCGCCGCCAGCCGCGCCGGCUCACCGCGCUCGCGCCGCCGCCGCCCUCCUACUGCCUCGACGUACCUGCACAACUCUUCUGCGACCCGACGUGCAAAUUCCAAUUCGAUCCGCCGCGGCCUCCUCAGCUGACGGAGUGCCAGCGCGCCAUGGGCCGACUGUCGGCGAGCGUGCAGGCGGUGAUGCGCGCGUCUGCCGCGCGGUGCCCGCCCUACCGCGGCACCAACGUGAGCCGCUACGCGCCCACCGGCCAGCGCCCGGCGCGCUGCCCCGACCGCCGCUAUGGGGUGUGGUGGCCGCGCGACCACCCCUCGCCCCGGCUGGACCACAGGUUCCAUCUCACACACGUCCACCACACCUCCGCCCCCUCCGGGUCGAAGGCGCCCACCAGGACGGAGCCCGAAGAGGGCAAGACAGAGGAACUUCCAGAGGAGAAGGAAAGCACCAGCAGUACCAACGAACAGGCCCUGGUGUCUACAUCCGAGCCGCAAACGUCACAAGCUGACAAACCGGAAAGUCCAAAGACCCAAGACAAAAUCGUAGCUGAUGGCCAGCUACCGUCGACAAGCGCGGCCGCUAUGGACACAGGACUUAGGAAGAAACGUCUAUACAGCACAGUGCUCAGUAUGAGCGCGCCGGCGCCGAUCGGGCUCACCCCGGUCGUCAGGCUGGCACAGAAACUCGUCACUCCCGGCCUACUCAAACUGAAUCCAAAGAUGGUGCUUCCUGGAACAAGAGUUCGCCCACCGAAUGUAGAUCACAAAUUCGAAGAACUCGAAAAAGAAGCCCUGGAACAGUACAAGGCGUCUGACGAAAGUAUAGACACCAAGUUUCGAGAACUAGAAAAGCAGGCUGUUGAACAAUACAGCACGAGCAACAGCAACACCAGCUGCAGUAGUGGAAAUUCAGCAGAGAAGCGAGCCUCCAGCUCUCCCUCCGAGAGCGACACGAAGACCAAGCAGCCGGCAAAAUUUCAUAAAGAGAAACCGGUCGACAGCGUCGUGAUAUAUUCACAAAAUUUUCCCGACCUGAAUUCGAAGGGGCAGACGUCGAGUGUUAUGAAUUUAAAAAACUUCCACACCCCCCCGAGGGGGGAAAAAAAGGAGCAAACCCAUAGACCGAGUAAGAACUUGCGGUGUUUGAAAAGCGAGUCGCAGCGGGCAGCGUCCGACACGGACUACGAGGCGCGCGAGAACAUGAAGGGCACCCACAAGGGGCCCGUGCGGUGGACGUUGCACGUGGUGCCGCCCAAGAAGCGGCACCUCACGCUGUGCGUGUCCGACUUCUCGUCCGACGAGGACCUGGACGACGGCAGCGUGUCCAUGAAGGACGCCGGGCCGUGCAUCAAGAACCACGCGGCCGGCAAGGCCAAGCUGUCGGCGCACGGCGGCGGCGACCUGCACCCCAUCAUGAGGAAGACGUAGCAGGUUGCUGCGCAUCCCCACACGAUUGCUACUCUUUUAUUUUUACGGUUUACACGCACUCCCGCCACUGACAGUUGAACAGCAGUGGUCAAUUGUGAAUUGUGGCCUGUAGCCGGCCAACAAGCCUAGCGCACCCCGAGCUACAUGUCCAAUAAGUAAAUUCAUUUGUGUGUGGCGUACUGAUAUAUUUUUGACUGUUUUAUAUGAUGCGUCCGUCAACUUUUAGUGGUCGGAGCCAGUUUUUGAUAUAAUUAUUGCUGUGAAUGGAGUUUUAGUGGGAUCCCUCGCAGACCUGUAUCGAACAAUGUCGUGACCGGCGUGAACCGUGUUCCGAUAAAGCUGUUUUAGCAAUGUGCUUAAUUUUACUAGUCAUAAAUGCUUUGUAUAUAUAUUUUUGUAUUUUUGACUUUAUUAUUGAAUAAGAAAAAUAAUUUCAGUUCAUAAAAAAGGUUAACAGUACAAAAAUUGACUUCUUUAGGUAUUUAACGAGAGAACAAAUAAAUUUUAUAUGAAUUGUUCAAA